ACGGAUCCAUAACAACACCGGCCAGCUAUUCAAAUGCGUCUGCAUCGAGAAAAGCACGGGGAGAUGCACGGUAUCGCUGCAGGAAAAGAGAGGCUUUGUACGGGGAGACGAAUUUGCGACUGGAAACGAGGCGCAUGCAGCGGCUAAGGAUCUUUACCUCGGUCAGGAUUUGGGACUCUGGCAGCUCUGGAGAAAAACUGGAGGCUUGGAGAGCCGGAGGAGGAGGAGGAUGAGGGAGAGUAAGGGACGGGAAGGACAUAGAUGGAGGAGACGUGAGGAUGCCAGCGCAUCCUCAGCUUUUUGCAGCUCGCAUGUUGGAGUUAAAGAGCUUAUGUAAAUUGAUGUUGAGGCUCUGUCGUUCUGUGCGCUUCUGUAAGGCAGUGAGCUGGAAGGAUGAUAAAGAUGCAUGACAGAAAAGGAUCCUGCGUUAAAGUCUGGAACUACAGUGUGUGUGUGUGUGUGUGUGUGUGUGUGUGCGUGCGUGCGUGCGUUUGCCGUGCGUGUGCGUGUCUGUGUUUAUGUGUGACGCAAAAGAAGAAGAAGAGUUUAAAUGCACACAUUUGAAGACUGGCACCCUGUUGAGAAGAGAUGUGGAAAAAAAGAGUGCUUUCCGAAUCUGACGCACACAAGCUGAGUGUUUCUCUGGCGCAUAUGCGCACAAACUUAAAGCAGCUGCGCCACAUUUCAGUCUAUAGUAAGGGCAUUUCAGUCUAUAGUAAGGGCAUCAAUUAAAAUGGUCUUUUCCUAGUUAAAUGUUGGUUUAACUGUACUUAAAAUAAUACAAUUUCCGCACUGCGUGGCCGACCGGCUUGCUUCAUAAUUAACUGAAACUGCUUGAGAGUCGACUUCGUUUCUCACAUUUUCAUUUUAUCUAAAACAUCAGAAAAUAAGUCCCAAUAGUUACGAGUUCGUGAGGCAAUGUAACCACCAACACACGCAUAAAUAUUUCAGAAUUCAGACGUUUUUGGUUGCACACACAGUUCGCAUUAAUUUGAAUUUCUAAAGAGAAAUUGAUCAUUUAGAUGCGAUGAUAACGAUGCACCUGUAAAGAUAGUUAAGCUGGCCAGCAUGCUGUCAAAUCUCUUAUUGAAAAAUAUACCCACACUCCUGUUGUUAAUGCAUGGAUAAAAUGCAUAGAUUUUAUCCAAAUCUGACGCAGUGCUGCAGAUAUUAAUAAUAAUAAAAUCCUUAUUUAUUAAACCUCAAAUUAUAAAUGUUCUAAAUCAGCAGAUACAUCUACAUGAAGACAAUAGUUUCGAUUUUUGUUCAAAUUGCAGUUUAUAGAAAUAUUUAGGACAUAGUGUGCCAAUGUGUAUUCUGCAGCUUUGUAUAGUCUGUUUACUCAUGAGCUACUUUUAUACGUGUUAACUGCAAAUAAUACAAGACACUAUUUACAGGUUCGCUAUUAGUACAGAAAACCAUAAUUAGGAUCAACUAAAAUAGUUAAAAGGAAAAGCCGAGAGAUUGUGGCUACAGAAACACGGCAAUAAGCAGGUUUUUUUUAUUACAUUUAUUUAUUUCAGAAAUUUGGAAGAAAUUUUAAAUUUCCCUAAACUCGUUAUUGUCGCCUCCAAAAGCCACACAGCCUGUUUGUGUACGAGGUCAUUUGGAUUUGAAGCGCACAUUUAGUGGGGCUGGUUUGGCUAUCGUUGACACGGUUUUGUUGUCAUAAUUGGAGUCUUACCAAAGUUACAGGGAGUAAUUGGGCGGCAUAUGGGCACCUUAAUGUAAAGUGAUGCCUUGUUAAUUUCACAUGAGUGCACGAAUCAGAGCAAGUGACGCGGAAUAACACAAAAGGCAGUUGAGUUACCCCUGAGCAAGGCAGCAGGUCCGGCAUCUGCUGCUCGGCCAUGAUGGCAUUUAUAAUAAUUAGGUGGGGAAAUAAAAAGUAAAUUCCUUAAUCUGGGAUGAAAUUUUAAGCCAUUUUACAUCACAGCCCCAAGGCGUGUGUGUUCCAAAAUUCUGGUUAUUGGGGAGGAAAGAAAAGAAAAAACUUUCAACAAAAACUUCUUAAAAUGAUCUUCAAAGAUCUUUAAAUCUUUAGAUCGCUCUUUAGCUUCAUUUCAUCUAAGUUUACCAUUUCCUACCAGGCUGUAUUAUGUUAUUCAUGUGACCUGUUUUUAUUUUAAUUAUUAUUUUUCUUUUCAACCUCAGAAUAAAGCUGGCCUACUGCCUUAAACUAACGUAAUUUCUACACUUUUAGUACUAUUUCAAUUUUCCAUAAGACGGCGUUUGUUUUUUGUUUUGUGUUCUUGUUUGUUUGUUUUUUAAAUAACCCGGUUGCUCAUUUAAAUAAUCACAUCAUUCAAAGAGAAAAUAAUUACCGCCUGUCUAAAAUCCCACAAACAAAUUACGCAAAAAAAAAAAAAACGUAUAUUUUUAGGUUGGUUUAUUAUAACAAAUCGUAGGCCUUAGCCUGAGUCCCUCCAGGAAUUAUAAUUUUAUUCAGUAUUGAUUGGCGCGCUGUGGUGUGUUUUCAAGGCCUGUGCUUUUUGCUCUAAAGGACAGCCAUCAACGCUGCAAUGCACAUUUUCAUUUUAAAGAAGGGAGAAAUCUGUUCAUAUGUUUUCAGAUAUUUAGGCUUUAAUAUAUUUUCCUCUGUUAAAUUCCCAAUUCAAAUAAAAAAAAUAAUCUAAAAGUAGAGGAGGACCCAUUUAUGGAUCUCGGGAUUUUAGAGGUGAAGCAGUAAAAUCAAUUCAUGGGUUCAAACCUAUAAAACAAAAGCGAAGUGAUUUAUUUUCAAAAGGAUGAUUCAGUUUCCGAAUGUAUGCGUCGUUAUAUUGCAAAGGGUCAAUGACCAUACUGCUCAAAAUCAAGUAGGCUCAUUUAUAAAAGUUAAGUUCCACCAGAUGCCAUUUAGCAAAGGCUUAUUCUUAAACAAGCCGUAAUUGUCAUUUUGAGCAUCUAUAAAGCUUGCAACGCUGUGUCAUUUUGCAGAGCUGCUGAAAUAUUGAUCCACCGUCCUCUCUGCCAGACAUUAUAUUGUUGCUGCUCGGAUAUGCUGCUGUGGGGCUUCAUGGGAAUUAUGCCCCUGAUUAAUAAUCAGUGUGAAACCUACAUUUUGCACUUUCAGUGCCCAUUCUCUGGAUCAAGUUUUCCUUGGCGCACACUAUUUCAUAAGACUUGAUCAAUAUAAUAUUUUUCCCUCCAACUCGCCGGUAUUUCUUCAUCCGCGCAUGUAUGGAUCUGUGGCACACUUUGGUCUCUGCUUCUGUUUCUUUUGUGCUAAUUGAAUUGAAUUCCGCUUGAAAUGUAUCCUCUUUCAGAAGUGCUCAGAAAACCGUGUCCCUUAUAUUCUCUGCAAAGCAAAUGUCACAGCCUCGUAAGGUUUGGCCUAUCUCGGCACAAUGGCCACAGAAAGCCAACACACAUAAACACACAGCUCAGGUCGUGCAGACAUGGCAGAAGCCUAUCGAUCCGUAUGAGAAUGUGUAGAUGAGGUUUGCUUCCAAGUAAGGCCAAACCUUAGCCCUGUUGGAUCUCGUUUGCUUGUGCGAGGAGAGCGCAUCAAAAAUAAAAACAGACGCGAAAAUAUCAAAAGUUUUAUUGGGAGAAAUUGAGUUUUUAGUUUACAGAAUAAAUUGUAUUUAAAAUUUUGAUCAAAAUGAAUUAGAAUAAAUUAUGCUUGAAAUAAAACCAGAUGCCUCAGUGUGGAAUAAGUUGGUGCUAUUGUUAAAUUAACAUAAUUUUAUUUAGUGUUUUUUGUUUUCCUGUCCUCAGCUCUAUUUUCCUCCCUCCAAAGUCUAUUAUGUCCGCAGGUCUGCACGGUUGGACAGCCACACUUCGAGGAAUUAGUGUCCUUUUGUCUCGACACACGUCACACACACGCCGUUGACAUUGACUUCACAUCAGAGGCAGUUUAACUUCUCUCUCUCUCUUUCUUUCUUUUCUUUUAUUUAACUCGUUCAACCGAGCGCAGGGUCUAUUGUGGGGGCCCUGACAGAUGCGGGGCCCCUAGCAGGUCCAUAACAGGGAAAAGUCUGAAAGGUUAAUCUGUCCCCCCGCAGAUGUUGGCUUUGGGAGUCUUGAAGCGUCACCUUUGACAUGUCCCUCAUUCAGCAGGGGGUCCAGAAGGACACUGACCGCUGCAAGCUGUCACCUCGGCCGGCUGAGGACGCCCUGCGCUACCGCUCUAUUAGGCUAAACGGCCCUUGACGUGUAACUUAAAUGUAAGCGGGGGCGGGCUCUUGUCAGGCUGCAGGUUUGAGGGGGUUGGACACUCAUGCAAAGUGCACCACAACAUCAACAACAACACAGGGACACGUAGUCAUGUUACGUGUCAGCACGUGAUUUCCAUCUGUGGGACUGGAUUGUACACACCUGCCGUGGAUGCGCACGUGUGUGUAUGCGUGUGUAAAUUUCUGAGAAGUUUCUGCAAAUAAAAAACAAAUGUUCUUAAUUGACUAAAUAACAUGUGGGUGUUGUAUUUUUAUUAUCACCGUUUAAUGGCCAUACUAUAUCCUCAAAUAGUUCUAAAGCACAAGGAUUAAAUAUGCCCCCCACACACUCACACAUGCACACUCAUGCACACAUGCUGGGCUUGGUUCGUUAAGCCUAAUAGUUGGACAAUAGACACAUCUGCUCAUCUUUUUCUAUCAAAAGAGAAGGUACUACGGUCUUCGUUUGGUUAAACUGCCACAUAUUUGGCACGGUUGUGGGGGCGGGUUGGGGCAGCUGACUAAUAAUGAUAAAAGAAUGGAUGUAUUUGAUGCUUAUGAAUAUAUACAGGCUGUGACUUUAUUGACAGCCUUUUAAGGGAACAAUUAACUCAUCCAGCUUUGAUUUCUGUGGCGACCGUUUCUGCUUCGUCGAAAGGAAUUAAGUGUCGUUGUUGUUUUGUUUGGGAGUUUUGGAGGUUUUGGAUCCCAGACUCACCGGUUAAAAAUCAACUCCAUAUGAACCCGGAAGUUUACUUCAUUUGCGGUUAAUAGUUUAAGGAGGACUGAAUGUGAAGCCUCAUUACAGCCUUAAUGAAUUUAACAUUUUCUAAAUAAGAGCUGAUAAUUAACGAUAUAGCUGUGUACUCAGUCAGCAUCCAUGAGCAGAUUUCGUAGGGCUUUGAUGUGAGCUCUCUCUAUUAGCAUUAUUAGCAUUUGCAGCAAAAGCUAAAGGGUCCUGAAUAGUUCUAAUAGCUGUGAGCAGCUUUUCAUACCAUCCUUCCUUAAUAAGGUACCUGACGUCAGAGAAUGGGGCGGUGUGUGUACGCGUGUGCCUGAAAGAGAGAGAGACAGAAAGAGAGAAUACGAGUGGAGAUGGGUGUCCCCUUUGCGCAUGUGUAGACAGUGAGCUGUGCUGCGGUGGAACGGGCUGGAGACACACUGCUAGAGAGAUGGCGCGGCACCCGACCGGAGCGCAAGGACAGCUGGUUGGUGGUGGGGGGGCUUGAAUUAUAAAGAGAAUCAGAAAAUUAAGAGAGUAAUUAUUAAAAAAAAAAAAAAACUGUCAAGCAAAGGGGGAUUCGGAAGAGGAGUUUUCAUUCUGCAAAACAGCGUGCGAGGUAGGGGAAUAAUGAAAUAGGUGAAUGUAAGGACAGAGAAGAGGCAAUAGCAAAGGAGGCUACUGCAAGAAAAAAACAACAACAAAAGAAAUUUGAACUUUUACUGGACGUGAGGACUUCUGGACAUCAGCUAACUGGGGUAGGUCAGAUAGAUGGUUUGUCCACAGCGCUGCCCGGAUCAUGAACGCACAGCUGUCGAUGGAGAAUAUUGGCGACCUGCACGGAGUGAGCCAUGAGUCCGUGUCCGGUCACGGAGAGCUGCUGAGUGGCCACAGUCCACAUUCCCGUCCGAGCCCUAGGGGUUUAAGCCACCGUGCUAUGGGCAUGGCGACCCUGCUCGACACCGGAGACUAUCACCCCAGCCACUCUGGACACUUGCAUCCAGCCAUCAGCAUGUGUGAAGCCCCCCCUGGCAUGAGCGCGAGCAGCACUUACACUACCCUAACCCCCCUGCAGCCCUUACCCCCCAUCUCCACCGUGUCCGACAAGUUUCCUCCCCAUCAUCAUCACCACCACCAUCCACAUCAUCCUCACCCGCACCCGCACCAGAGGAUCCCCGGAAAUGUUAGCGGCAGUUUCACGCUGAUGCGAGAGGACCGGAGUCUGGCGCCUAUGAACAGUCUGUAUCCCGCAUAUCAUCACAAGGAUCCGUGCAUGGGCCAGAGCCUCUCCCCGUUAUCCGGUUCCGGUCUGGCCAGCAUACACACGUCCCAGGCCGGCAUCCCCCCCUACGCUCAUCCUGGUGCCGCUAUGCCUGGUGAGAAGAUGCUCACCCCGAGCGGGUUCGAGGCUCACCAUCCGGCCAUGCUCAGCAGACAUGCGGAGCAGCACAUGAGCUCCUCAGCUGGUAUGGUACAAAUCAACGGCCUCCAUCACCAUCCGCACGCCCACCUUGGCGCGCAGGGCCACGGCCAAGUGCUGGGGAACAGCCGGGAGCAGGCCUCCGGGCCCGGGCAGCAAGGGGGCGGCGGUGGAGGGGGUGGUGUUUCUGGGGGACAGAUGGAGGAGGUGAAUACCAAAGAGGUGGCGCAGAGGAUCACCACAGAGCUGAAGCGCUACAGCAUCCCUCAGGCCAUCUUUGCCCAGCGGGUCCUGUGCAGGUCCCAAGGGACCCUGUCCGACUUGCUGCGAAACCCCAAACCCUGGUCCAAGCUUAAGUCCGGCAGAGAGACCUUCCGCCGCAUGUGGAAAUGGCUGCAGGAGCCUGAGUUCCAACGCAUGAGUGCGCUCAGGCUCGCAGGUGAGCGAAGCCUCGCGUGUAAGCGUAAGGAACAGGACCACGGCAGAAGCGAGCGGGGAAAUGUGACCAAGAAGCCCCGGCUUGUGUUCACAGAUGUGCAGCGGCGGACACUCCAUGCCAUCUUCAAAGAGAACAAGCGUCCAUCCAAAGAGCUGCAACUCACCAUUGCUCAACAGCUGGGCCUCGAGCUGGCUACAGUCAGCAACUUCUUUAUGAACGCACGCCGCCGGAGCCUAGAUAAGUGGGUGGAUGACGGCUCUGGUCACUCAGCCAACUCUGGCCCCAACGCCUGCACCAAAGCCUGAAGAAGGACUGAUUUGACCAACUCAUGGACUGACUCAACCUCGGUGGAAAAGCUUUAAAACUUAAGAGAAACAAAGAAAACUUAAAAAAGACCUUGAAGCAACGUUUUGCCCUUAAACCUGUACUAUAUUGAUAUUUAUAGUAUCCAAAGAUGAAAAAACAAACCAAAGACUUCUCCUUUGACCUGCUUUACAAUGUUUGUUUUAGCAACACAUUUAUGUGUAACAUACUGCAAAAAGACUAUAGUUUUACUCCCCCUCUUACACACACUCGCUGUCACUGGUCUCUAGCUUUAUUACACCCUCCCCUCACCUCCCCACCCAGUAUGAAUCUAUCAUUCUCCACUGUUAUCUUUAAUCUGAUUGGUUGGUUUUGAUGAUGGGUCCCUAAACAGAGGUUUAAUCAGCCUCUUGACAGUCUGAUCUGCAGUUGUCCACGGCCUCGAAAACAGCCAGAAUGUGGAGCUCCAGUGGGAUUGGCCAAUCAACUUUAAAGAAAAAAAAUCCCACAGGAGAGACUGGAUUGUUGUGCAACCUUGUUCGGAUCAGUGGAGCGGACUGUCUGACUGUUUGUCCAACUGUCUGUCUUUCUAUCAAGCAUUCCAGACAGACAGGGAAAUGUCCAUGCGUAGACUGCUAACCCUAAAACCAAAAGGUCCAACCCUAAACCAAACCAAAUAGAAAAGAAUGCCUAACAUCAACCCACAUGGUAGUGCUUUCUUCCAACAUGCUGAGGCAUUGAAUAAUUCAAAAAGAAAAACCAAAGCCUUCUACACCUUGAAGCCUCUUUUGCAGUUUAGAAAUCAAACCACUUAAGAACAUCCUAUGAAGUAAUUUGACCAAAGAAUAUAUUUUGUAGUUGAUAAAAGUAUUUUUUACCUGCUUUCCUCCCUUACCUCCUGAGACAGACUGUUAGUGUGCUCCACGAAGAAGGAAAUCAUACUUGUCCUUCUCCACAGAACAUUUUGAGUCACGUUUAAAUAUUUGCUCCCUGUAAACGGAAAUACUCUAUGGUAUAACCCUAAAAAUUAACUAUUGAUAUUUGCCUUAUAGAUGCUUUCUUGGAAAGAAAUAGACUAUACCACUUUUAACUUCGCAGACACUCUCCUGAAUUAUGAUCAUUGUACUCAAUGUUAAGGUUAGUCAUUACAGCUACAUCUAAUCCUUCUAAUCUGCUUAGCUAAUGCCGGCAGGUUUAGUUCUACUUUAUGUGUUCAAAAUCCAGCACCUGUCAAAGACAAAUCUCUUCAGUUUUCUAUGUAAAACACAAGCUACUGGAUCUAUGUGUGGUUUUGACACUGUGUGAGGGAGCGUGUCAAAACCACAGUGCCUCUGGUGGUUUUAAUAAGCACUUCAUAUGUAUUUGAUUUUAUCUCCUCAUCAAAGAUGUUGGGCGGAGGAGAUGAUAUCAAUGAUCAAAUCACUUUCAGGCGCUUACACAGCAAUGUCAGCUUGUCACCUGAAUACGAAAGCACCCCCGCUCCCUGCCUGCUGCCAAUCCACCCUGCACUUCCUCCCCUCCCUGCCUCCACUCUCCUAGUAAGCUAUGCAUUUCAGCACUAGGAGGAAAGCACUACACAGGGCUGGCCCAGGGCAGCAUAGCAUUAGAUAUAUUACGCUGGCCCCUUGCCGUCAUCCUCUUCAUGGCCAGGGUUAGCAGCUCUACAUUCAUCAGAACAAGCGCUGAAGGAGAGGCAAGAGAGAGCUGCUUUUUCUUUAUCUCUGAGAGAAAAACCAAAAAGACGACAAGAAACCAAAAAAAAAAAUGUGUCAAGACCUGCUGAUGUUUUAUAGUGUGAACCAAAGAUGCUACCUCACUCAAGUUCCAUACGUGAUUUUUAUCACUUUGAUGAUACCAAAGAUAACCAAAGAUUUUUUCUCAUUGCACGGCCUCUAUGAGUGGUGUUCAAAGAUGUGAUGUAUGUGUCCCCUCCCCCUUAUCUCCUGUCUCUUUUUCCCUUCUCCUUUCUCCUCCUCUUUCUCCCCCUCCCACCUGCACUCAACCCAUGCACCCCCGCUAUGCGUGCUCUUGCUUCAUCUGUGCUCUGAUUACAGCUCCAUAGAUAGUCAUACUGAUGUAGCUAUAGGCAGAUGUGCUGAACUAGCCUUAGAUACACACAAUCAGCCAUGCUGGUGCCUGUGGGGUACAACUACCUUAUUAGUAAUGUGAUCAGUGGUUGUUCAUAACAGAAACACAUUACUGUCUACCGCUUUGUUGACAGGAAAGGCUUUUAGUUUGGUUCAUUAAUGAUUUUAAAUUUGCAUCUGAAGCCUUACCCCACCAGAGCUCUCAGUGUUGCAGCUUUAUUUCCACCUGGCCUGCCUGUUAGUGUGUAUCUAUAGGCUGAUAAUAUUGAUCCAACAAAUAGGUCAGACAUCUUCACCUUACAACAGGCAGAAAACCUGACAUAGCCAUGGGCAGAGUUGAUGACUCAACUAUAGGCAGACAUGUUCCUGAAAGUAGAAGCAGACGUGUUGCAAUCUUUCUAAAACUCCCAGGACGAGUGCCUUGCUUGAACCAAAGUGUUAAACCGCUGUUGACCUCUCACCUUUGACUCUGUGAAUACCUCAGCCUGUAGAAGGGCCACUACUGAAGAAACAAUGAGAAGAUUUUUUUCUUUAAUCACACCGUGGUGCUUUCGCCAGCGCAACCAUGCAAUGAAAACAUACCAAAGGAAUUUUUGUUGUCCACUUCUACAGUUUAAACCAAAGGUCUUUGUUUAUCCUCUCCCCUGCCCGCCCUUCAUCCCUCCAUCCCUCUUUCCCUUAACCUUGCUUGUCUCUCUGCUGUGUGUAGGAAGGUCCAGCACUCUGGCCGUGCAUGUCUUUACCAAUGUGUCUGAAUACCUCAUAGUAAUAAUUCCUUUGAGUUCUGCAUUGAGACGUCUAUCUGUGAGUUAGGCAGAACUCCACUUGUGUGGUAAUUGUUAUUGUUACUUCAAAAAGCUGUAUGAUUAUCUAUUUUGAAGUUGCUGUUUUUUGUUCUGUUUUGUUUUUUGGCAGAAGUGCUCUGUUUCAAGACAUGGAGGACAAGUUUCAGGGUUGAUGUAGGAAACUUUUGGGAUGGAGGGAGAAGCGUAUUUUUUAUCGGACACUGGGUUAUGCCAAUAUUAUGAUGGUAGACUAUUGCUUUUACAGGGUAAAACCAACUGCUGUGAUAUUGUGUUCAUAUUUUCCCUUUUCUCUACUUCUGUGUUGUGAUUUUAAUUUAAUUGCAUUUUUGUAUUGGUUAACCACUACUUUAAUUUAUGCAUUUGUAGAAACUCUAGAUUUGUAUAUAGUAGGUUUUUGGAAAAAAGAAAAGAAACAAAAAAGACCAUUUAUGUUACAGCCUUAUUUCCCAUGCUUAGAUAUAACAAAGGAGUAGUUUUUAUUCUUCUUCAGCUAAAUCCUAGCCGGCAUUUCAAUGUGUGUUUUAAACACUGCCAGAAACCAAGACAGUUGAUUUGCCAAUGCAGACAAAGUUAUACAGGAGCUACUUUGUUGAACAGUUGGCAAAAAGCAGUGUGUACGUGUGUGUGUUUUUCUAUUCUUUUGACUUUUUAAAAACACUUAUUUUAUGGGUAUUACUGCACAUCCAAAGAUUUUUAAAACAAACCAAAAAUUGGAAAAAAAAUAUGUAUAAUGUUGAAAAGCACUGGCAUUUGUGAGGUAGACUUGUUGAGUUUUGAUUUGCCAUUCGCACGGGUAUAGAAUGUAGAAGGCGUAGGGCUAUGUAGGCAAGCUUACUCUACCAUGUGGGGAAUCUCCUGUUCAAUGUACAAUCUGGAGCAUUUGAAACGAGGGCUGCAAGCCCCGCUCACUUUGCUGUCUCAUACACAGAGUGAGGUGGAGUUUAGGCUGGGCAGCCGGUCUGCCAGGGGCUGUGCCGCGGAGCUGGGUCUGUUUUUAUUGCCGUGGCACCGCCGCCUUGCUCCAUCUAGUAUCUGUUCUUUUGGUACGUACUCGUGUAAUGACUAUAAGCAAAGUCUAAUAAAACUGCAAAGAACCUUACCAAGGAAUCCGUGUGCGAGUGUGUAUGGGGACGAUUAUUCGGAUUGCUCUUCUGUUUUUCUGUCUGUGAAUGUGAGCGUGCGCCUCAAAUGUCAAGUACUGCUGAAGUAUGCAAGUUUGUAUGUGAGCUCAUUUGCAUGCAUCUCUUUGAUUCUGUCGUUGCCCAUUGUCUAAUGUGUUUGUACUGCAUAUUGUCAAGCUUUUUGCUGAUGUGUAUGCAUGUGUGUGGCUGACUGGUACAUUUUAAAACAGUAGGUCUCUGGGUAUCAGAGGCUGCACUGUUAGUACUGUUUCCUCUCUGUCAUGCUCAGACAGCACAGAGUCUCCACGGACUAAGGGGUCAUCACCAAAAUGUCCAUGACAGAUUACAUCAGGAUGUUAUGCAUUCAUUGUGUCUUGAAUGAAUAAGUACAGAUGCUUUAAUUUUACAUAAAAAGGCCUGUAAAGUGAACAAAAGGAUAAUGCAGCGUGGGCCUAUGUUUUCCUGUUUCCUAAUUCAUCUCUUAUUAUUUGUUUUGCCCAUAAGGAGUUCCCAUAUGAUGGGUAGCUUGGCUACAAGUCUCAUAAUAAUACUGCAGCACCUAAGACAAUCAUCUGGAUCUCUUACGCUGGGGAACUAGUUUCCCACCCGCAGAGGGGUGUCCUCCAGCUAUUCAUAUACAAAGAUGCUUGAAGGGUUUUGAUAAACAAGCAUAUUUGUUGUCAUAGACAUUUAGGAAUAAAUUACAGUAGAAGUUCAUUUUGCACUUGCAUUUCAAAAUGAAAUCUCCUUGCUCUUGUCAGCCUUGUGCUCUUGUCAGACUCGAUCUCUUUCUUUUGACCUCCUUAUCAACUCACAGUGCUUCUUCGGUUUUUAGUCUGCGUGUCAGUGUGUGUGUGUGUGUGUGUGUGUGUGUGUGUGCGUGUUUGUGUGUGUGUGUGUGCGUGCGUGCGUGUAUGCCAGAGAGGCAAUACUGUCGGUGUUACUCUCAGAUGUAAAACUCCAUGUCUCAUGACUUGAUUUGUCAUUGCUGUUUCCCAGGCUUUGCUACUGCUUUCUCAGUGCCGUGCAAUAUCAUCUGUUGUGAUUGCUAAGCAAAUGAUAAAAAAGAAAGAAAAUUGAGAAGCAAGUGAUGAUGUCAUUCAGCUUUUUUCAGUGUUCAAAUGUUUCAACAUUUCUGUAGUCACAAAAAGUAGAAAAUAAACUGUUGGUAUUUCCAGCUUCUGAAUCUUUGCUGUUGUAUUAUUAACAUUGUUACUUUAAUUUUCUUUUUACUAGGUUUUGUCUUUUCUUGCUCAGACGGACAAAUUGAAUCAAUAAAACUUCAAAUUGAAUCGGCAUGUAGGAAACAUCCAGGUAUAUGAGUCUGUCUUGGAUGUCAACCUGCAUGACAAGUAGUUUCAGAAGAUAGAUCCUCAAGGUUAGAGGCUUCAUUUGCACAGGCCUUCUGUGAUACAAGCAGCCCAUCUGAUGCAUCAGCAUUUGUACCGUGGGAUGAGAACAUGAUGGAUUGCACACACACACGCAGUAAUUUUUACCUCUAACAAAUGUGGAUUGAAGGCUUUUAAUUGACAGAUAAAUUGUUAGUCUGGAAAAGUUCCAAAAUGAAUCACAUUGCCACAACAAGUAAAAUAUCUCAACCUGAAAGCUUCUGUUUUAACAAACCUGUAUAACCUUCAUUUUUUUCUAAAUCUCCAUGAACUACUAACAAACAGGGGUCCGUCUUUACUAUAAAAUAUGUAUAACGCCAAAGAAACUAGAGCCACCAGUUUCUUAUUGCUAAAAAUGUGAGUCACAUUUAAGCAGCCAAGUGCAGAAAAACAAAAUGUAAUUGCAUCUGGGCUAUCAUUUUAACUUUCUCAGAGAACUACACGUGAGUCUAUUUACCUACUCUGUAGCCCAUUACUAAUUUAACUGAAUGAUCUCAAAGUGCAACAAUAAAGUGAUUCCCUGCAUACAACAAUGAUCGUCAGUACUUGUCCAGGACGUGAACAAAGGUUUACCUGAAGAACACUUUAACGUGAUGAAAUGAUCAGUGCUUUUAACUACUAGGG
This is a messenger RNA of Haplochromis burtoni (Burton's mouthbrooder), 13066 nucleotides long. It is a transcript of the gene onecut1, whose product is annotated as one cut homeobox 1. The record is from RefSeq and is a predicted model, not a curated record. NCBI's taxonomy places the organism in Eukaryota, Metazoa, Chordata, Actinopteri, Cichliformes, Cichlidae. Gene Ontology annotation, cellular component: nucleus. The transcript is spliced from 2 exons. Gene Ontology annotation, molecular function: RNA polymerase II cis-regulatory region sequence-specific DNA binding; DNA-binding transcription factor activity, RNA polymerase II-specific. Bases 5678 to 7042 code for a protein of 454 amino acids. Gene Ontology annotation, biological process: regulation of transcription by RNA polymerase II.